Molecule: messenger RNA, 1179 nt
Organism: Linnemannia hyalina
Lineage: Eukaryota; Fungi; Mortierellomycota; Mortierellomycetes; Mortierellales; Mortierellaceae
Source: the annotation of a GenBank genome assembly
AUGGAACAAGAGACAGACGACAGGAACAAGACGUCGUUUGGGGACCUGCCGCCGGAGGUGCAAUCCAUGAUUGGGCGCUACCUUUGGCAACACGAGCUGCCUGUCUGCCUGCGUGUCUGUCGAGCUUGGCAGAAAAUAUUCAGCGCGCACCUCUGGCGAGAGGCAGACCUGUCCUGGAACCGCAAAGAGGUGGAGUACGACUUUGUCGACGGCCUCAAAACCUACGGCCAUCUCCUCCGAUCCCUCACAGUGCGCGACGACAGCCUUUUCAUGUGUUCGAUCAUGAGGAGCCGUCCCGACUUCCAGCUCACGUCAUUGGAGGUGCACCUGACACAUACGGGACACUGGCAGCCGUUUGUCCACUUUCUUCGCCGAGGGUCGACAACAGGAUGGAGGAGGCUGGUAUUCUCGGUGUCGGUCGAACAAGGGCCCACGUAUCAGUUUGCGGCAGACUUUUUCGAGGCGCUCCUUAAACAUGCGUCGACGCUGGAGGUGGUUCGGUUGGAGGAUGAGUGCUAUGCCGACGCUGAGGGCAUUGAUCGACUGCUUUGCACAGCACCCAACCUCAAGGUGCUGUACGUCUCGAACGAUCACAAGGACGAUCACGCCGGCGGAUAUCUCGACGCCAAGACCAUCGUGGACUCGGAGUGGGUUUGCGACAACCUGGAAGUCUUUGCCUGCGAGAUCCGUAACAUCCCUCGCCCAGAUAUCACCCGCACCAUUCUCGACCAACCAGCGACCAAAUUCGUCCAAACAGGAACGGCUGAGGAGAGUCUCGACCUGCAGUAUCGGAUCUAUUCGAAACUGGCACGGUUCACGAAACUGCGGGAGCUCACGUUGGGCUUUUAUUACAUCCCAGGAAAUUCAAUAGUAGUACCGAAAAACAGGGAUCACAUACGACAAUUCGAUUGUUUGGCGAUGACAUUGGACGGUGGUCUGGACUUACUGAAGGACCUUACGGAGUUGCGAGAGGUGGGGUUGCAGGAUAUGGAGAUCUACAUCGACGGCGAGCAGGAGAAGGAGUGGUUUGAUGAGCAUUGGCCGAAUGUUGCGAUCGAUAACGAGAAUCCAGACGAGGAUCAGAGCGACAGCAAUACAGUCGACGAGCAACCAUCAGAUGAAGAGGCCACUGUAGAGGAGGAGGAAGUCCCUUUACCACCACCAGUGAACAGUGAAUAA